Messenger RNA from Chrysemys picta bellii (western painted turtle), 6998 nucleotides. The record is from RefSeq and is a predicted model, not a curated record. NCBI's taxonomy places the organism in Eukaryota, Metazoa, Chordata, Testudines, Emydidae.
UCCAGUCCCGUGGAUGGGCAGUAGCCUGGCGCUCCCUGCCCCCCUCCCCAUCCUCGUGUGUGUUUUGCCUCGUUGCUCGGCCGGGGACGGACGCGUCCCUCCUGCGGGCUCUCCUCAGCUCGGACCCCGGGGGCCGAAGCCAAGUGGCGAGUUCCCGCGAGCUCCGGGGCCAGGAAACUACAGCUCCCAGCAGCUCCUGCUCCGGCUCCGGCUGGGGGCCGAGCCCGGCCGAGUUGGGGGAAAGCAUUCCUGGAAUUCGCUUCCUGUCGAGUCCUGCCCGAGGCCGAGCCGCGGGAUGGCGGGGCCGCAGCGGGCGGAGGGCGGCGAGCGACCCCCGGGCCCCGGGGGCAGCCUGGCAGCGUGAGGAGCCCCCCAGGCUCGCGCGCCCCGGCCGGGCCAUGGCCGAGCUCCUGCUUCGGAGAACGUUCUCCCGGCUGAGGGGCAAAGAGAAGCUCCCCAGGAAGAAGGAGCGAGAUGGGACAGAACACCACACCCAGAAGAGUGCCCCUCCAGGAUGCUGGACUCUCCCAUGGAGCUGGAGCCAGGCCCUGGGCCAGAGCCAGCGUCUCAUGACCUCGAUGGGAGCUGUCGGAGAGGGGCAGCCAUCACCGUGUCCAGGAAGCAGAGCUGGGCCAGGUUCUCCUGUGGCAUCCGGGACGUGCCAUGUAGCUCUUACAGCAGGAAGGUGUCUGCCAGCCCCACGGCCUCGGCAGAGCUGCAGGAUGAGGGUGAAGGGGUAGGGCCAGUUGCCUGUGGGCGAGAGACUGACGGGGACCCCCAGUGCCCUCUGCGACCCCAGGAGCUGUUCUCCCCCACCCACACAGAGGAGCCAGCCAUUAAGGAUGAGGCCUGGCUUGUGGAGAGCCCCCCAGCCCCAGCGCCCCCCACCCCUCAGCCUGGCCUGGCCCUAGCGACCCCUGCCCCUCAGCCCGGCCUGGCCCCUGGUGAUGAGGAAGCUGAGUCGAUGUGCAGGUAUGUGGAGCUUUGCAGUGCUGUGAGGUCUGCCAGUCAUGGCGCCUACUUGCAGAACCUGGAGAGGAGCAGCCGCCACUGGAUCCUCUCCUCGGGCAAGGCCCAGAUCCUGGAGGAGUUGGCCCCCAGCGCCAGUACAGAGUUGAAGGAGGUGGGCGCCAUGGGCAGCGAAGGGGAGAUCUGGUACAACCCCAUCCCUGAAGAUGAGGACGUUGUGGGUGCCAGGCAAGGCACCGAGCCUGGCAGCUCCUGGAGGAAGUGGGGCAGUGGCACAGGGAGCCGGGAAUCUGACAGGGACAAGGCCAGGCCCAGCAGGGCAGAGCCAGGUGAUGAAGGGCCCCCCAGGAGCAUCGCCAGGCAAGUGGAGAGCCCCAGCUCACAGAAUACAUCUACCCCAGCUGGGCCAGUGGGCCGAGGCGAGGAGAUGGGUGCCAGCAGGACACAGGACUAUGGGAAGUUGCCGAUUUCAUGUGUGAGCGUGGCUGUGGGGUUGGCUGGCCCAUCCCCGCCGCUGAGCCCCAGCGUCUCCAAGAAGGGGCGCUCCCUGGGCAGGGUGAAGUCCCCGGGCACCGUGCGCCGCCUUUCCCUGAAGAUGAAGAAGCUGCCUGAGCUGAGGAGGAAGCUGAGCCUGCGUAGUGCCCGGCCCCGGGGGCAGGAGCCCGAGGGCAGUGGCGGCACCUCACCCCAGGAGGCCCUCAAGGAGCCGGGGAAUGUCAUCAGCCGCUACCACCUGGACAGCAGCGUGGCAUCCCAGCAGGGCCCACACCGUGCCAAGGCAGCCAGCAAGGGCGGCUACCUGAGUGAUGGUGACUCCCCUGAGCUGCUGGCCAAAGCGGACAAGCGUGCCUGUCCCGGGCCAGAGGGGCAUGAGCCUGGGGGCAGCUUGGACGUGGAUGCCUUCCAGCCCUACAGCUCCUUGGAACAGCCGCGCUGUGUGCAGCCCAUCUCAGGCCUAGUCAGUGUCCACCUGCACGGUGUGGGGGACCUUAAGCCCCCAAAGGCUGAGUCCAGGGAGGUGUUCUGCGUCCUGCAGGUGGACGCAGCCCCCAAGGCGCGCACGGCCCUGCUGCCCUGGACAGCCGCCUUCCUCAGCCUCAACCACACCUUCAACUUGGAACUGGAGGGCGCCCGACACCUCAAGGUCAUUGUCUUCUCUUGGGAUCUGGCUACCUGCCGGAACCGUGUGUGCUGCCAUGGCACCAUUGUCUUGCCCUUCGUCUUCAGAGGGUGCAGGGCCCAGCAGCUGGCAGUGCGGCUGGAGCCGCGCGGGCUGCUUUACUGCAAGCUGACGUUGGUGGAGCAGUGGGACAUGCCCAGCAGCCCCAGUGACCGGGAGCCCCGGGUCUUUGGCGUGGAGCUGCGUCACUUGGUGGAAAGGGAGAACACUGCCACCAAGGUGCCGCUGCUGAUCCAGAAAUGCGUCUCCCAGAUCGAGAAGCGGGGACUGAAGAUUGUAGGGCUUUACCGGCUGUGCGGCUCGGCAGCUGUGAAGAAGGAACUGCGUGAUGCCUUCGAGAGGGACAGUGCAGCUGUGACGCUCUCUGAACAGCUGUACCCAGACAUCAACGUCAUCACAGGGAUCCUGAAGGACUAUCUGCGGGAGCUGCCCACGCCCCUCAUCACCAAGACCCUUUACCAGGUGGUGUUGGAGGCCAUGGCCCAGCGAUCGCCCCAAGACAUGCUUAGCAGGCAGAAUGCAAAGGAGACGAUCGCUCUGCUGGACUGCCUGCCGGAGAUUGAGAAGGCUACGCUGACCGUGCUGCUGGACCAUCUCAGCUUGGUGUCCUCCUUCCACGACUUUAACCGCAUGAACUCCCAGAACAUUGCCGUAUGCUUCGGGCCAGUGUUGCUCAACCAGAAUCAGGAGCCGUGGCGCCAGAGGGCCCGCAGCUACGCCCACUGCGAGGAGAUCUCCAGUGCUGUUGACUUCAAGAGGCACAUUGAGGUGCUGCACUAUCUGCUGCAGGCCUGGCCUGCCCCCUCCAGGAAAGGGUGUGGCGUGGAGGGCCGGGAAAGGGCCCAGUCCACCUGCCUGCGGCAGAGGCGCUGUCCUACACUGCGGCUGGACCUGCUGGAGAGCGAGGUGGUGGCUCGUCACCGGCCCCGUGGCCUGGAGAGCCCCCCCACCAACCGCUACGCUGGGGAGUGGAGUGUGUGCAGCCAGGAGUACGGGCUGGUGGCCGGGCCGGGGCACGAGGUCAACUACGCCGAGGUGGCCGGCAGCGAGAAUGAAGUGCUGGACCUGCGGGAGGGGCUGGGCGGCCCCAGCCAGACGGUCUUCGUGGGGGACUUUGCCCUGGUUGACGACCCUGAUGCGCCCUUCAGCCCCCGCCUGAACCUGAAGGACUUCGAUGCCCUCAUCUUGGACCUGGAGCGAGAGCUCUCCAAGCAGAUCAACGUGUGCCUGUGAGUGGCCUGGCUGCUCCACCACAGUGCCUGACUCCCCCUGCCCUUAUGCUCCCUGGAACCAUCCACAUCCCCUGCCGGGCUUCAGUGUCACCAAAACACGAGCCAGGUGGUGGGAGCUGGGCACAGCCUGGGGCCAUGACACCAGCAGGGGAGGUGCCAGGCACCAGAUGGUGGGGCUUCAGCUAAAGAAUUUUAGGCUCCACGCUCAGGCGCCUGGCCCAGCCCUGUAGCAGGCAAUGACUCAUGCCGUCAGCCUUAAUCCAGCAACCUGUCCAGGAGCAGGGGCCCUGAGCAGCAGGUACAGCGUACAGAAGGUGUUCUCAUGCUCUCUCGUGGGCUCCAGCACACUCUGCCCUCGGGGCUUGGAGCUCUGGAGAGACCAACACAGUGCACGCCUGGGUGUGGCCGCCGAGCUCCCAGGGGCGCACACCCAGGUGUGGCCGCCAAGCUCCCAGUAUUAAUAGGAACUCAGAGAUUAAGCCAAAGCCAUUUGGAGAGUGACCAAAUAUGUGUAGCACUUGGCUCUCGCAGCUUUUUGAUUUGCACAGCAUGGAUGGGGGCUUGGAGACACCAGGGCAGUGCUCCACCAGGCCAGUGUGUGGCAGCUCACUGAGGUUGGGGCUCUGGGGCUGGAGUAUGGAUGAGGGGCUGAGCCAGCCAGGGGGCUGCACUCAGGGUCACUCACUGCUGCAGUGUUUGUCACUCUCAGCCUACCGUGGGUGACAUAGUAGCUCUGUCUGGCUACAGGGCAGCAUCACAGUCCUGUGUGACGGGCUGGGAGGAGCCUGGAUCCUGGCGUUCCCUUGGCCUGGCUCUCUGCCCUGGGGCAAUACCAUGUGAAGGGAGCGCACAGGGCAGGGGGAGCGGCUCCCUCCUGAGCCUUCUCCUUGCCUCUGCAUUUCAGAAGCCAAAGAAUCAGCCUGUGAGCCUGAGCCUGUCCCCUGGCUGGGCUGGAGCAGAAGUUUGUGGGCACCGCUUGUGUGACCCUGGCAGGGGGCUUUCCAGGCCGUAGCAGCUGUGCCAAUAUGGUGCUUCACGCAGGCUAGUCAGGAAGGCAGCGCCAGGCCCUGGGCAUGGCACGGGGGGCGGGUCAGGACCACCAUGUACCUAUCCCUCCCAUGGCAUGUAUUUCUGGUCAGCAGGGAGCCUCCACGGGGUAACAGCCCUCCCAGCCCCCAAGGGUGGUGAGUUUUGAUGCCCCUUCUAGCAUCCCAGGUGGAGCCUUCCUUGCAGGUGGGAGUUUGACUUGGGUCUCAGGAAGAUGGGUGUCAGGGCUGCCCCGGGGCUCUAGCUGCAGUGGGCUCAGUCUGGUCUGCUGUGGGACUGGCCUCGCAGUCAGUGUUUUGCUACUAAGUGUCACUUGGGUGGGGGGCAGCCUUGGGCCAGGAGAGAGCCAGGGCUAAGGCCUGUUCCUGGCCUCCCACCAUCCCAGGCGAGGCGUCCCCCCUGCAUAGUGUUAGAAUAUCAGUAAGGGUCCCUGACGUCCAUCAUGUGGGCUCUGCUCCGGGGCUGCUUCACACAGAAGCCACAAUCCACUGCACCCUGCCCGGGAGGAGGAGGGGCUGUGCCAGGCAUGGCACCUCACUCUCCGCUUGCCAUGGCAUUAGUUAGUAUCUUGAUGCCAUGUUUACAUCCUCCCCCAACCUGACAAUACUCCAGGCUCCCCCAGCCUGGCUGCUGCCUCCAAUCCUACUCGGCUGCAGCUCUUGGUGGAACAGGGAGGGGAGACUAGGUGACCAGAUGUCCUGAUGUUAUAGGGACAGUCCCGAUUUUUGGGUCUUUUACUUAUAUAGUCUCCCAUUACCCCCCCACUCCCUGUCCCGAUUUUUCACAUUUGCUGUCUGGUCACGCUAGGGGAGAAUGGGCUGCAGCCCUGGGAUCCCAUGGCAUGUGGACAGACCAGCAUGAGCAAGCGAUUGGGGCCUGGAGUUCAUUGUGACUGCUUCUCAUGGGCAUCUUUGGUCUCCCAGUCUCUGCCCCACCCUGGAGCCGGCUGCCACUGAGAAUCCAGGGCCUGGGGUUGGCUGCCAAGCCCCCAGCCUGGGCUUUCCCUGCGCCUGCUGUUCAGGCCAGGCCUGGCAGGGAGGCCUCCCAUGCACUCUCGACCGAGCAGCAGCAGGCACAGCCCUGGAUGUGAUCUGGAGGCCCCAGCUCACUGGCUGUCACCUCCACCUUCUGCAUUACAGAGUAGGGGAAGCUACUGCACAGGCUACACCAAGGCCCCUGGCUUCCGUGCAGUGCAGCCUCCUUGGAGCUCCAAGCUGGGGCCCUGCUGGGUGGGGGGUGGGGGGGGUGUAUGUGUGGUGCUCAGGGCUGGUGGGGAGCAGGAGGUGAUUCCCUAGAUGUGCCUUUCUCCAAAUGGAUCCCAUGAAAGGGCAACACAUGGGCAGUCUGGCCCCAAGCUAAGCUCAAGGCAUCAAUUGCCCUCUUGCACCCAGGCCAGCUCUGGCAUGUUCCUGGGCACUGCUGGGAUAUCCGAAGCUGCUGUGCCUUGCAGAGCCUGCACCUGCAGCGCUGAUUUCAGGGUGCCAGGCACCUGGGCACAGCUGCCUGAGGGUGCUCACUGCAGGGCCUCAUGGCAAUGCACCCAAUCCCCUCACACAACCACACUCCAGGGAGCCCAGUACUGGAGAGGCCAGCUUUAUUUAUAGUUCUUGCUUGUGUAUGUAUGGUGUAGGGGGGGUGUAUACAUGUUUGGGUGGGUGUGCAGCGUAGGGGGCGUGUGUGUGUGGUGUCAGGUGGGUGUAGUUUGUGCAUAUGUUUGCGUGUGUGUGUGUGUGUAUGUGUGUGGGAGGGCAUAGGGGUGUGGUUUGUGUGUACAUUUGAGGAGGUGGGGGAUGGACGUUUGUAUGGUGUAGGAACAUGUUUGUAUGUGGUGCGUGUGCAUGUUUGGGGGUGGUGGUUUGUGAGUGGGAUGUGUGUGUAUAUGUUUAUGUGUAGUGGGGUGUUUGUGUGUACAUCUUUGGUGGUGGGAUGUGUGUGGUGUAGGAAUGUGGUUUGUGUGUGUGUGUGUGCAUAUUCGUGAAGACUGGCUGCUCCGUGUGGGUAUUUAACGGAUGGAUUUUCACAGUGUUUAUCAAAUAUUCAGUUAUAGGGGAAAAAAGCCUAGGGAAGGGGUAAAACCAUGCAGAGGGAAGGGGUAAAACCAUGACACUUGCUCUUCCCCUCACUCCAGACUCCAAUAGAAAUUCACCCCAUCCCCUCUCAAAGCACAAGGCCCAGUACCCCCUUCUGAGCUGCUUUGGUAGGGUGUAAAAGUGCCCAGAGUUUGGGGGCGGUGGCCCUUCACCCAAUAUUAGCUUAAGGGAACCCAUGUGAAUGUGAAGGGAGGGCUGCAGUUUCUCCUGCCAUGGAUGAGUCUGGGACUGAAGAAGAGGGUCACAGCGGAGUGCCACCAUGUUAUAGAAGCAGCUUUGCUUGGGGUGCCCUGUCUGGGGAGAGGGCUGCAUGGUCCAGCCAUUCCCCCCGUUGCCUGGCACUCCCAGCCAUGGGGAGUUGGGGAUGGCUACUUAUUGUGUGAAUUAAGGAAAUGCCCAUGCCAGGUUGGGAGUCAGCAUGGUACCUCUGUAUGCACGCCACUGCCAACACCAGCAAUAAAGGACACCGGCUACACCUGC